CUAAUUGAGUUUCCAUCUGUUCUGCUACCCCCAGGAAUGACCACCGGGACCAUCGUCAACAUCGCUGUACACCAGAACCUCUCCAAAGAACGCAAACGCGAUCAACAUUUUUGGCAACUACAACAUGUCAUUUUGGAGACAUUCGGAUGUGUCUUGCCAGAGCCUCCCCGCCUCGAGGUUCGCAAUGUCACGCAGACAUCUGUUAUGCUAGAGUGGCCUCUUAUCAAACUUGCAACCACUAAACUACGGUCAUUGGAUAUAUACAAAACUUCGCAGCGCAUCGCCGCAAUUCCGAGUCCGGUCACCAACACAUCGACAAAGCUGUCCAGCCUUUCCCUCGAGAACAGGCAUGUGCCUCAACUCUCUUCAACAUCAUCUACCUCAGGUCCACUCAGACGUAGGGAACGAUUGUCUACCAUUGAGUCUUUGGUCUGCCUACAGGAGACUAACUCAGACGUGGCUCCGACGCAUCCCGUAGCAUGCCUCGGCCCACUUCUCCCCCUUCGUACAUGUCUCCGAGUCCCUAUUCAUCGAGGAACCUCACCGGAAGGUGGACGCCAGGUGACCAGCCCCACUAUUUCGGUGGAGUAUCGUUUGCCUUCAAGUCUAUCCGGUUAUGAUGUUGGUUCGCCUUUGUCUUCAAGCCAUACCCUUCCUUCUCCAACACCCACACAAUCCCGUAAUGUCGCCUCGCCCACAUUUGUUGCUUCUGACCCAAAUCCCAUCAUUUCGCGUACGCAUGCCGUUUUCGUGCGAUUUUAA
Pisolithus orientalis is the source of this 762-nucleotide messenger RNA. RefSeq lists its product as uncharacterized. Gene Ontology annotation, biological process: conjugation with cellular fusion; Golgi to plasma membrane transport. NCBI's taxonomy places the organism in Eukaryota, Fungi, Basidiomycota, Agaricomycetes, Boletales, Pisolithaceae. The annotation marks the transcript as partial. The record is from RefSeq and is a predicted model, not a curated record. Gene Ontology annotation, cellular component: exomer complex; trans-Golgi network. The transcript has 2 exons.